Messenger RNA from Moneuplotes crassus, 584 nucleotides. NCBI's taxonomy places the organism in Eukaryota, Ciliophora, Spirotrichea, Euplotida, Euplotidae. The record is from the annotation of a GenBank genome assembly.
UUUUUUAUUGAAAUUUUAAAGAUGGAAACUUGUUUCGGAAGCUCCCCUAGUCACAGAAAGUUGGGAUUAAUAUGACUCGAGAGUAUCAUGACUAUUCCUUAUGUAAUAUUAUUAUUACUCGGCAGAAGUUUGACUUUUGACCUCACUGACAAAGCAAUGAUUUAUGUUUACAAUGGAGCCAACAUCAUAUAAUGCUUAUAACCCAACUAUCUUUCACCCUCCUCUAUUGGCUAAACACUAGCACAACUUCCCCUCAUUCCCCUCCAAUCUCUGAAUACAUCCCUCUCCAGGACCAAACUCAAAAUCUCCAAAAUCCACUUAUAACAGGCCAAAACAGAGGUUUAGAGAGGUAUGCAGGCAAGUUCUGGAGAGGGUCACUGUUUGACUGGAUUUUAUACAGGUUCAUGCAUACUUUUGUUAUUGUAUGAAUGUGGGUUGUGAUUUUUAUGUCAGGAUAUCACUGAUUUGUAGGAUGUGCUUUCUUUGUAGCUGAAGUAGCCCUGUUUGUGUUUACAACGUUUGAGUGGUUUACGUUGGUUGAGACAUCUUUGGAAAGAGACAAUGAUUUUUUUAGAAGAAUUUAG